UUUCAUUCAUAUACGAGUGAGUAGUGCUAGGGUACACAACUUAUAGCCAACACUAAAAACAUAUAUAUUGCACAACGAUUAAAAACGCACACUAAAAUGGAUCCAGAAUCCGCAACCAACGCAGAUACUGACAUCACAGAGAUCACAGACGAGCAGCAGCAUCCUCCAACUCAGCAGACCACUGAGCAAGGGUCAGAGCCAGAACCCGAGCCAGAGCCAGAGCCCGAGCCAGAGCCGGAGCCAGAGCUACAGAGUCAGGUAGAGCCCAAGAAAGCAAGUAAGUUGACAUCCAUUCUGCCACCGGGAACGGCAGUAGCAGACGAACACAAUGUAGUUUUCGAUGGGGUAUCGGUGGGCACGGAUGCGGAAUCCAUGGCCGGAAUAGGCUCUGUACGGGACGGAGAAGAGACGCAGGGGACAUUGUUUGCCUCGGCCGAUGAUCUGAAGCAGACCAAAAAAGCGGAACGAAAGCUGCGAAUUCGAGAAAUGGAAGCAAGGCGUUUCAAGCCGAGCGAUUCGAGGGUAUCCUUUGACACUGUCGCCCUGAGCGAAGGACGACUCCGCGACGAAGACGAUGAGGACGCCGAGUUCCGGGUGGAGCGAAAGCGAGAGGAGAAAUUGCGCGUUCGCCACACGAUGCUGCUGGAGGAUGAAUACGAGGAGGCGGUGGCUCGUGAUGCGGAGCAUGACGAGGACGAGGACUCCAUUGAUGUGGAAAUGUCGUCCAUCAUCUAUAUGAGGGCCAUCGACAAGGCUUCGGACACCGUUCAACUCAAGGAGGAUUUUCUCAACGAAUUCGAUAUGCCCAGUCUGUCGGACUUCUCCUCUGAGGAGUCGGAGCCACUGGAAUUUAUUAUCAAAGCGGACUCCAUCCACCACAUUGACGAGGCGGAUGUGGGCGUCUUUGUUGAUCCGCUAACUGGCGAGGUGCUGAGCACCUCAAGCUCAUCCUCAACGGAAGAGCCCCACGUGGAGGUGGAGGAGGAGCAAGCGGCGGAAGAGGAAUCAGACGAAUGUCCCGAGAUUUUUGACGAUGACCUGCCCGCAGCGCCAGUGCAUCCCGGCGAGCAGUCUAUGGACGACUUUGAUCAGUUCCGGCAGACCUUCGAGUCCAAGGAUCUGGGCAUACCCUUGCGCGUUAGCGAAUUAGAGGGCCGUAAGCAUCGAACCGAGCUAAUGAUAAUUACCCAAGACUUUCUCAAGGAGCUCAUCGCUGCGCUGGUCAGCAAAGCCGAGUCCAUCAAUGUGGAGCACAUUUUCAGAGCGCGUUGCGACAAGGGCAAGCUAAUGGAGGAGCUCAUCACCGUCACGAACAACUUCUACUUCGAGAAGCUGGACAACACCUUUCUGCAGGGUCGCGUCGCCGAGUACUACAAGCGGAACAAGAACAUGCGUGUGUUUGCCCGGCUGGAACGGGAUGUCGACAGGAACUACAGCAUGCGCUACAUGGAGUCCCUGAAGCAGCUCGAUUGCAUUAAGGGUCGCUUCACUGCCGCCAAGCAGAAGAGCAGCUUUCUAAUCAACAAAGUGCUCAUGGAACUGUACUACACUCAGAAUAGCGCCACGCGCUCUGAAACGCAUCUGGAUCAGACCGUACGCCAGUAUCUGUCCCUGCAGGAUUCGGACUAUCUGAAGCGGCUGGCCGAUCGCGAGCUCAGACUUAUGGCCGUCAAGCGCAACGAGAUCAGCGACACGCGUCUCUUUCUCAUUACCAUGAAGCACACUUUGGGUCGUGUAACCGAGAAAAUCAAUCAGCUGGAACGUGUGGGCGAUGAUCUGAACAUAAACGACUUCAUAGCCAUACAGAAUCAGGUGGUCACCCUGGACAAGAAGAUCGAAGAACGGAAUAUCGAACUGAAGAAGCUGCGUUCCAAGUACCAUGUGGACCUGCACUUGAUACAGCACAACCGGGAGAAGGCGCUGGCGCUCGCCGACAAGCUGCAGCACUGUAAGGCCACCCUCAAGGGGCUGCUGCGCAAGCAGCACGGCAAAAGAGAGACUCUGUAUAGAGUGAAGAUGGACCGCACAAAUAUCCGAAAACAGCAGCAGGAUCUGUCGUAUCAGGGCGGCAUCCUGUCGAUGCCCUCACUGAUGUACGAAUACGACAACACCGUGGAUGGGCUGCAGGUGAAGCGAGCCAGCGUCCUCAAGCUGAGGGAGACCCUCAAGAAUCUCAAUCGUCGCAUACAAGAGUAUGAAUCUACCUCGUACUCCAUCUAGAUGGGCUCACUUUUCGCCAAAACAAUAAUAAUAACAAUUAACUUAAUUUGGUUUAAUAUGUAAUAUCAAAUAACAUUUAAAAUAAAAUAGGAGAAUAAUACUAGCAAAGGCUA
Drosophila obscura is the source of this 2333-nucleotide messenger RNA. RefSeq lists its product as uncharacterized. Gene Ontology annotation, cellular component: ciliary basal body; axoneme. The record is from RefSeq and is a predicted model, not a curated record. Gene Ontology annotation, biological process: cilium assembly. Lineage: Eukaryota; Metazoa; Arthropoda; Insecta; Diptera; Drosophilidae. The transcript is spliced from 3 exons. The coding region runs from base 97 to 2220 and encodes 707 amino acids.